Messenger RNA from Daucus carota subsp. sativus, 561 nucleotides. RefSeq names its product protein ZINC INDUCED FACILITATOR-LIKE 1-like. The coding region runs from base 1 to 471 and encodes 156 amino acids. The transcript is spliced from 5 exons. The record is from RefSeq and is a predicted model, not a curated record. NCBI's taxonomy places the organism in Eukaryota, Viridiplantae, Streptophyta, Magnoliopsida, Apiales, Apiaceae.
AUGCGAAAGAUCUUUGCUCUGAAUAUCUUGAAUCUAAUUUUUACUACUUACUCCUGGGUGUCUAUUAUAACUGGCAUAUUCAUACUCCAAAAUAAGGCUGUGGACCAACACCAAAGGGGUGCUGCUAACGACAUUGCCAUGACUGCAGUGCAAUGUCACUUCUCAAAGCGAUCCAGCAGGUGGAGGGGCACUGUAAGUUCUUUUAUUAGAAUUCUCAAUUCAUUUUUUCUUCAACCACAUCUUUUAGAUGCACAAGCAAUUUCAUUCAUACCGCAGUACGAUUCAAAUUCUGUGAUUGAAAAACAUGCUUCAUGGGUAUCCAAAUUUUUUAAAAACCUUUCUUGGUCGCAACGCCGCCAAGAUGCAGCCUUCCUACCUGGUACUCAGAUAGUUUUCUUCUUCUUGAAUGUAGUCGAAGCAAUCGGAAUUGCAUUGACGUUCGAACCAUUUCUAGUUUUACGGCAACCUUGAAAAUCAGUUUUGUAGGGAAUGUAACAUUAUAGUUUGGAUCAAUUUUAGCAGGACUAGCAGUUGCAAAUCAAUAUAUGAUCAGAUUUUACU